AGCGUCUGCCGGGGGGAGGAGGAUGAGGGGGCGCCGCGGCGGCGCUUGUGGUGCAGCCGCGCUCGUCUGACCGGGCCCCGCGGUCCCCGCCGCUUCCUCCGUGCCGCCCUCCCUACGCCCCGCGCCGCGCCGUGCCGUGCCGCCGCCCGGGGCGGGGGAGUCGCCGAGAGUGGAUGCCUAGGGGGCACCCACGGGGCAGGGACCAGCGGACGCCAUGGGCUGCUGCAGCUCUGCCGCGCAGAGUUCCAAGCGAGAGUGGAAGCCUUUGGAAGACCACAGCUGCACAGAUGUACCAUGGCUGCUCUUAUUCAUCCUCUUCUGCAUAGGAAUGGGUUUUAUCUGUGGCUUUUCAAUAGCUACAGGAGCAGCUGCAAGACUGCUUUCGGGAUAUGACAGUUAUGGAAAUAUUUGUGGACAGAAAAAUGUCAAGGUGGAGGGAAUAGUCAACAGUGGUCUGGACCUCACACACAAGAAGUAUGUAUUCUUCUUGGAUCCAUGCAACAUUGAUCUAGUACAUCAGAAGAUUAAGUCUAUUGCCUUAUGUGUAUCAGCUUGCCCAAGGAAAGAAUUGAAAACUCUGGCUGAUAUACAGAAGUUUGCAGAAACUAAUGGAUCCACUCUGUGUAGCUAUGAACUACAGCCAUCAGAAUAUACAACAGACCCAAGGGCUGCCAAGUUAUGUCCUAAAUAUCCUGUUCCAGAGAGUGCACCUAUUCCAUUCUUCCAUCGCUGUGCUCCUGUGAACAUUUCCUGCUAUGCCAAGUUUGCAGAGGCCCUGAUCACCUUUGUCAGUGACAGUAGUGUCUUACACAGGCUGAUUAGUGGAGUUAUGACCAGCAAAGAGAUUAUAAUGGGACUUUGCUUGUUAUCACUAGUGUUGUCCAUGAUUUUAAUGGUUAUAAUAAGGUACAUUUCAAGAGUACUUGUCUGGAUUUUAACAAUUCUUGUCAUUCUGGGAUCGCUUGGUGGUACUGGAGUCCUCUGGUGGCUCUAUGCUAAACAACGAAUGUCUGUUGGUGCUCUUGAGACCCAAAUAGCCAAAGACAAUCUUCAGGCUCUCUUGAUCUAUGCCAUUGCAGCUACAGUCUUCACGGUUAUCUUGUUCUUGAUCAUGUUAAUUAUGCGCAAAAGAGUAGCUCUCACUAUUGCCUUGUUCCACGUGGCUGGCAAGGUCUUCAUUCACCUGCCACUGUUAGUCUUCCAGCCAUUUUGGACAUUUUUUGUGCUUAUCCUCUUCUGGACAUACUGGAUCACCGUCCUGCUUUUUCUUGGUACUACAGGUAGUCCUGUCCCAAAUGAGGAAGGAUUUGUUGAAUUUCGGAUGGCAGGUCCUUUGAAAUACAUGUGGUGGUACCAUGUAGUGGGACUCAUCUGGAUCAGCGAGUUUAUCCUAGCCUGUCAGCAGAUGACAGUAGCAGGGGCUGUUGUAACAUACUAUUUUACAAGGGAGAAAAGAAAUCUACCAUUUACUCCUAUUCUGGGAUCUGUUAAUCGCCUUGUUUGUUACCACCUAGGAACAGUAGCAAAGGGGUCUUUCAUUAUCACACUAGUGAAGAUACCACGAAUGAUUCUUAUGUAUAUUCAUACACAACUCAAAGGAAAGGAAAAUGCUUGUGCUCGCUGUAUGCUUAAAGCCUGCAUUUGCUGCCUUUGGUGUCUAGAAAAGUGCCUGACAUACUUAAAUCAGAAUGCGUAUACAGCCACAGCUAUCAACAGCACCAAUUUCUGCACCUCAGCAAAGGAUGCCUUUGUUAUCCUAGUGGAAAACGCUUUGCGAGUGGCUGCCAUAAACACAGUUGGGGAUUUUAUGCUGUUUCUAGGAAAGGUCCUGAUUGUCUGCAGCACAGGUUUGGCUGGCAUUAUGUUGCUGAAUUACCAACGAGAUUACACCAUCUGGGUGCUGCCACUCAUCAUUGUCUGCCUCUUUGCAUUCCUGGUUGCUCACUGCUUCCUUUCCAUUUAUGAAAUGGUUGUUGAUGUCCUUUUCUUAUGUUUUGCCAUCGAUACAAAAUACAAUGAUGGGAGCCCUGGCAGGGAAUUCUACAUGGAUAAAGUUCUCAUGGAGUUUGUGGAGAAUAGUAAGAAAUCUAUGAAAGAAGCUGGCCGGGGAGGUGGAGCUGAAGGCAGAGAGCUAAAACCAAUGGUAGGUGCAGAUGAGGAGGUGGCGAUCCUCCAAGAGUUUCACUUUUACUUCUUCUCCCUCUUUGUCUUUACUGACUGCACUUCUUCAGGAGAAGUUUUUGUUCUCUGUAUCACUCAAGAUGUUCUGCUUUUUCUGUUUGUGAGCUUGCCUAUCACCUGGAUGGCAGAGUUUUUGUCACAGCUGAGACCAUCUCCUGUAAAAGUAAGAUGAAAGGAACUGUCUCAUAUGAAACAAAUGCAGUAUCAUUUCAUUAGGAUUAGUGGUGCAUGCCAUGUGGUAUAUGCAGACAGCCCCAGAUGCUGAACAGUCUAAAAAUAAGCUGGGUCUGAGAUUCAAUGGGCGCUUCUCAGCCCUGAGAUGAACAAUUUUUGCUCAUCUUACAUUCACUGCAAAAGUCUGAAAUGAAGAACACUUACUGCGUGCAUCCAUUGUUGCAAAGUAAGACCAGGUAUUCAAAGCCCUCACCAAAUUAUGUUACACAGUGCCAAGGAAUUGGGUACAGUGAUUCCUUUCAACCUGCUCAAAUGACAUUUCUCCCAGUUGUUUGUUUUAUUGCCAACUACUUAUGUUGCUUGUCUCUUGUGUGCUCUUUCCAUUUCACACUGUCAGAUGCACAGACAGUGAACAAUGCAUCAUUUAUGCUUCUGCAGCCUGUUUUAGUUAUGGUGUGCCUGGUAGGAAGGCAUUGCAUGUCUGAGUAGCCUGGAAUAAGAACACUAUACAUGGUACAGAUAACAGAUAGGAGGAUAAGUUUGGAAGGUGGAGGACAGAGGGUGUAUAACAGAGAGCCAGGCUGGGCAAGGUAUGAUUUCUCAUCGUACAUUAUGACUUAGUGAAACAAAAUAUUUUUCCAUUAUCACUUUCUCAGAGUGUUUGGGGUCUUAUUCAUUUCCGUACCAUGGGGAUCAUUUUUUAACCAAAUGGAAUCUAAAUAAGUGUAUGCUAACAGAAGAAUUUCUUUUUCCAACAAUGUAUGUGAAGCCAUGUUGCAUGAGCAUUUUUUGACUAAGCUGGAAUGGGUUCCUGCUAUAGACUGGAUAGAUGUGUAGCUUUGCGUGUUUUGCUAUUUCAUUAUGGCAUACCAGUUUCUAGAUUUGCUUAUGCCUAAAUGCUGCUGUGUUUAUACAUAUAAAAAACUAAUUCUAUGCUCAUUUACCGUUUUCUUCUGGGAGUAAUUCUAGCUGGUCAAGCAGACACUAACGUUGGGAUUUUCAGAGCGAUCUAAUUGCUGUAAAUGCAAAUGUGCCAUGAAAAUGAUUGAGAAUUGGGUGUGCAAGCUCUCUAGUAAUAUGCACAAAAAUUCAGUUCAAAGUUUUAUGUGAAACUCUGUUUCAAAUAAUUGAUUAACCUUAAGUGGUUUUCCACUUACACUGUUGUCAGAGCUGGCACCGACUGCUACUUACGCUUUUGUACUUGACUGCCUGAAGCUUGGAUGUUAAGAAACUUUAUUCAGUCCUGCCCCUUGUAGAAUUGCAAACCAAGUACUUGCAAACCAAGGGUGGUUUUAUUCUUUGAGAUUUUUUAUGGACUCUUGGACUGGCUGAAAGUCCUCUUAGGAUCACUGGAGAAGAUGCUGAGCACUUGAAGCUCAGAGUGGAAGUCUCCUGCUGAAUUACUCCCAAUUCUGCUGCUCAUGUGAAUGUCUCGUUUGGAACUGUUUGGGCCUUGUGGUUUUCCAUUUUUGGGCAUUCAGCUCCAGUUUGAUUGUGAAAUACUAGGAUCUCACUUCCUGAUCACGAUGGGACACAGCAGUUAAAUUUCUGAGACCUUUCCCCAAAGUAGAGGGCCUCAGUUAUAGCUAGAAUAGGAUCAUUCAUAAGUCUGUUGUGUAACGGUAGUGCCUGUAGUCCCAAAAUUGCAUGUCUGAAAAUUAGAUCAACACUACUUUUUUCUCUUUUUUUACAAACAGAGUCUUUACUGGUUUGCUUCAGUUUCCUUGAAAUGCAGAUAUUUCUUAGAUAUGACAAUUAUUUCUUCAAGUGAAAUGCCCUAAGUGCAGUUGCAUUUAAAAUAGAUAUUAGUAGCAGAGAUGAGAAAACACUUUAGGAAGUUCUGUUCUUGUAUCAAGGCACAACAAAAAACCCCACCUUUUCACACUUUUUUCUUUAUGGCUUCCAGUGACACCUUUGACUCAAUUUCUCCUUGUCCUUUGGCAUCUGUCUAAGACUGUACUGUAUGACUUUGUUUUCUAGGCCUCUGGAGCAAGUUCAUCUUGAAACUAGCCAGCCAUAUUGGAACCCAUUGACAUUCCAAAACAGUAUAUAUAUACAUAUAUACAUACAUACAUAUAUAUAUAUAUAUAUAUCUAUAUAUAUAUAUCUAUAAAAUUAAACAGCCAAAAUCAGAGAAAAGGAACAGGGAUUUAAAACUUUUUUUAACAAUUAUUUUUGUGAAACAUGUACUCUUUUCAUACGGGUGGCUUUUACAAGCAGCUUUAUCAUUGUUCCAUUUCUUAAGUUAUUUGUUGUGGUCAUGGAAAUGUUGAUUCUUAUCUGCUUGAUAUUUUAAAAUCUGGAGGAAGUAUCAUUGUAAAGAUAAUCUGAAAUCAUGACUGGGUUUAGAGACAGAUUUCCCAUGACACUGCUAAUCUACUGAGAGUUUUACUUGUUUAAUUUCUUUAAAAUUUUCAUUAAAUUCAGGACAGUGACAUGUACAGAAAACCUUAAAAUCAAGAAAAAAUUCAAAUUUAUUUUUUCAAGAGGUUGUUUCAGCAAAAAUUUGUUCAGUUGAAAUGUGUUUGUAAGCAGUUAUUUUACUUUACAGCCCUGGCAGGGCACAGUUCUGUUUACCAGUAUCAGACAUCACAAUAACCAACUCCUCAGGUAUUUAGGUGUGUGGGAGCCCUUGCAUCUCCUAUUAAACAGAACCUACAAAAUGGGGACAGAUAAUUUUUAUAUGCAAUUAACUUCCUGCUUACCCUACUUUUACCCCUCAUACCCAUUGCCCUCUAUCCUCCCCCUGAGUUCAGUAGCCUCCUUCACACUUCAGCAGUGUUCCUUUGAAGGGUAUGGAUUCUCCAUACAGGCAAGUGAAAUAACAGAUUGUUAAAGCUCAGUCUUAGCCAUACUCAUGAUUAAUUCAUGACUAGAUACAAAGAUGCUGAGGAUGGGAAGAGAAAUGAAUUAUACUGCUGUACAUAAAAAAGUACUAUAUGCUUCAUUUCAUCUAAUGAGAGAGCUCUGGGAGGUAGAAAGGAUCAUUCCUUGCCUGUUGCUUGAUCCAUAUUUGUACAUACUGUAGUGGGUGGCAAAAGCCAGAAAGGGCAGAGAAACAUUCCUUUGGAAGUGUAGCUGCCAGGAUAGUUAUCUGAAAUUAUCAAAUAAUGACAAGAGAACAUGCUUUUCUAUUAUUAUUAUAUACAUAAAUAUCUCUUCAGUCUGGAAGUUCACCAGACGUGAAUGCUAAUAUUCAAUUAUUCAGCAUAGUGAAUUGGUAAAUGCAUAACUGUAUUUGCUAAGAAUUUAUGAUCUGUCUAUGCUAUAUAUUCCUUUUGUUAACAUUUUUUUAAGAAAACUAUUUUUGUUAUUGUAAAGUUAAUAUUUCAGAGCAGAAUUUUUAAACUUAUUGCACUAAUUACAAGCUGUCUGCAAAUAAUGAUGCCUCAAUGGUUCAAUCACUCCAUUCCAGAAAAUCUUUUGAAAGAGUAAGAGCCUUUCUACAGAAGCUUUAUGAUGGAGUAGAGAGGUAUGUCUAGGUAAAGACAUGCACAAAUCGUGUAAUCAAGGUUUAGUAAGUAAGCAGUUAACUGUGCUUCCUUUCAGACUAUCAGACUUCUAAAUUGCUGCUGAAGUUUUAAAUAAUUAUGUAGUGUCAUUUAGCUAACUAGUGCUCUUAUCUUUUUGGCAAUAGUAAAACGUUUCACUUUUGCUUCCAGAAGUCAUUUGAUAACUUAAAUUUGUUAUUUUUUUUUCCUAUAAGCCAGUUAAAACAAUUUACACUUUUCAUAUCACAGAACCCAAACUAUUUGAAUGGUACAAAAAUAAAGAUACAUUCAGAAAUGAUAGCUGUUGGGGAGGCAAAGAGACUUAUCCAGUCCUGGAAGCACUUACUCAUUUAAGUGAACCAUAUCUGUAACUACUAGCAUCAGGAGGGCUCUCUUAAGUAUGGAAAUUGUAACAUACAUAUCUAUGUAAGUGCUGACUGGACUAGAGCUUCAGCCUAGGGAUUCAAACUGGAGCACAGGUGAGGACUCUCUGUGCAAGUUAGAGGUCAGACUUGCCCAGAAGAAGCACUGGAGCAGCCUUACUUUUGUGGAGAGGAGACAUUCCUGCAGUACCAGUGUCUAAGAUGGCAGUGGUACUCAACACCAGUAUUUGUGUAGAUCAGAGGGGUUUAGCAACACAAAUGUAAAAACUAGCUUAGAUGAAUUCUGGAAACUGGUUUUCAAGACUAAAAGACUUAUCAAGUACCCAGUUGCUUCCAGAGAAUCUAGUUUUCAUCUUGUUUGGAGGUUAUUGGAAGUGCUUAAUCAAAGAAACCUUGUAUUCUGCUCAUUUUGAUAAGAAAAUUCUGCCAUGACUGGUUCCACAAGUUUGUGUUCUUCACUCAGUGGAUGUCCUGAGUGGGAACUAUACUCUGUAAUUGCAACUAGGACUGCAAUUGGUAACAAAUUUUGUAUUUUUGUAUUACUUGACUGUGCACCAUUUUUAUAGCAGUUUAUCCUGUCUUAAAAAUAAAUUUGUUUAUUUACAUGGUGUUUAAAAGACACAGGCAACACUUUUCUAUGGGUAGUUGUAAUGUUUAAGUGAGAAACCUAUAUAAUUACAAAGUUCUUAAUAAAAAUGUGUGCACCAUUCUUGAGUGUAUAUCCAGCAUGCAGAGCUUUUCAGUCUUGACAAAAAGGCAUUCCAUCCACACACAGGCUUUCCAGUGGCCCCUUAAAGCUUUUGAAUGCCCGUUGAAGUUCAUUUGCAACCAAACUACAAGCUGCCCUCUUACAGCUCUGUCUUGUGCACAGAGAUAAGCAGAAGACAGAAUUUUGAAAAGACAACUUUUCAGGACAAAUUUAGACUGCUUUCCUUUCCUAGUGGGGAUAGUGAAGUGGGAGGACAUUUUGGCAUGUAAAUCCCAUACAUAAAUUUUGGCAGUAGGGGUGUUGGGGUCUGCCAGCUGUGAGGGAUUAAAUACUUCUUUUGACUGUUGGUUAUUAAAGCCAGUGUAUGGUCUGCUUUGUGGGAAGCAGUCUAGACUAAGUAGAGAGUGAUGCUGCACUGAGAAUAACAAUGCAGGAGGAGCAGAUGAGACAGCUAAAACAGAGAAAUCAUCUCCUCAGAAAGUCCAGUGAAUUGAAUAGUGCUAAAAGACUGGAGAUUUAGGCUGGACAAUUUGGAUUUAGAAACAAUCAUUGGGAUUACUACUUCCCAGCAUUGGGUUUCUGCAUCAUAGCCUCUGACCAGUUAAGUUUCAAACAGAAAAAACAUACCAAUCCUUAAUUUGUUAAUUUUUCCCCCCUUAUUUUUUCUGUUUGGAAGUUGAACAGUACCAUGCCAUCUUUACUGCUUCUUCCAGCCUUAGAGAAUGUUUUUUAUUGUUGUUCUUUUGGGUCUCAUUUCCAUAUUGCUCUCUGAGUAAAAGAGUGGCAAGUGGCAGAGUGUCAGCUCCCCUUUGUCCCUUGAUCUUACCACAUUCCCUUUCACCUUCCUGAGGCAAUGAUUCAGGAUAUUACCUUUAGUGAAUGAGAGGGAGAGUAUGUGCUAAGCUAAAGUUCUGACGUAGAAUUUUUUUCCUUUUUUUGUCUGGUAUUACUCCAUCACUGUGGUUAGCAGUGCAACCAAUCACUUCUAGAGUUUCACUGCUGCUCCACAGCUAGACUUAACACAUAGGAUGGCUAGCUAGGAUUUGCAUCUUCAGCAUUCCAUGAACUCCCAGUGCCAGAACCAGGAUGGGCUUCUAAAUGUGGCCUUACAUUGGCAUAGUAAAUGAAGGACUUUUUGCAUUUGGAAAGCAUUUUCUAUAAGGGAGACCUAACAAUGGAAAAUGCAGUUAAAUGUUGUGGUGGGUUGACCAUGGCUGUCACAUACACUGCUAUCUGUUGCUUGCUCAGGAUGGGAGACAGCAGUGAAAGGACAAAAAUACUGAUCUAAGUGCAGUUAUAAGCAAAUAAAGGGAAAAAAACCCAACAAAAACAAAGGCAAUCAUUUACCAGCAGACCAACGCCCAGCCAAUCUCCAAGCAGCUGCUGCUUGUGAACUACACCCACCCCAGUCUGAUUGCUGAGUGUUACAUUAUAUGAUGUGGAGUAUUUCUUCAGUCUGUUCAGGUCAGCUGUCCUGGCUUUGUGCCCUCUCAUCCUUUUGCCUAACCCCAAACGACUGCGGGGGUCAUAGAGUGGAAAAUAGAGAAGGCCUUGACCCUCUGCAAGCACUGCUCAGUAGCAGGUAAAGCUUUGUGUUGGCAGCACAGUUGCAGAUCUAAAACACAGCAUCUUGCAGAUUGCUGACUGUCCAGUCUAACCCAGUACACAGGCCCACCUACCCAGUAAUUAAUCCAAGACUUGCUCCCUGCAUUUCUGUACAGCAUCUUCUCAGGGUGGUUACUUCUUUCUGAAAGGGCUUUUUUUGCAGCGGGCAAUUAGCCUGCUCCACAGUGCUCCCUUUCAUGGAGGGAGCAGGGGAUGUUAGCUCUUACUCUUUCAGCACAUAAUGGGGAUAUAAAGCAAAAAUGAGCCCUUUCUGUAUCAGUGUUCUGGCAAUUGAGCAGCCAGUGUUGGAAACAAUAUACUUAAUGUGCCCUCAGGGCAUGCACUUUAGUGGUUUGCUCUGAGUGGUUAUGAUGUAUUCUAUGAAUGUAUGUUAUAGAGUCAGAAUAAAAUGCAUGUUGCAGACACAUACUCAUCACCAUCUAGUGAGCAUUUAGUUCAGAGUGCAUAUUACAUGCUAUAUUGAAUAUGGCACAGUCGUUUUAAGAAACAGUUUUAAGAUUUAUUAAGUAGAUACCUUACAGCAUUCCUGUUUUUUAAAUCGUGGCUUGGCCUGUGCAGAUACUGUUUACUAAAUCUAACGAUCACUAGCCCAUUGUUUCUUGAACAGCUUGUGUCACAUUAUCGACACAGAAAUUCUAUUUCAUCUUUGUGAAAAAACCAAAAAGACAACAAAACAACUCUUCUGUUUCCCAACACAAAACCCAGCAGGCUUAUUUUAAGCAUUUCUUGCCCUCAGCUUCUUUGUUGGGAUGAUGAAAGUUUACUUUAAAUAUUUCAUUUUCAAAUGCUCUUCCAACUGUUUAGUCUCUGCUGUUAUUUCCACCAUGUAACAAGAUUAUGGAGACUAGUAAAUCUGUAUUUCUUGUGUUCUGUAGCAAAUACUGUUUUCAAGGUAUUUUUUUCUUUUAUAUUUAAAGAGAUGAGAGAAAAGAUGGAACUCAUCUCCUGUGAUGUGGGUUAUGUGUAAAAGGCAAAAUUUCUGGUCUGGGAUGGAGCUGUGAUGAGUCUUGCAAUCUGAUACAAUCAAGCCGAAGCUCCUCAGAGACCAGGAUUAUGAAAAUAUAUGUAAGGAGAACCGGUAGCAUAAAUUGAUCUGAAAAUACCCAUUUGGGGGUUAAACGAUCUGGCAUUAAUUUGACAUACAUCUGUUAAAAUGAAACUAGCAGAAAACCAGCAAAUGCCCAUCAGAUUCUACUCCCCUGUCUUACUGAGGUCAAGUCAUCAUAUUUGAAUAUGGUGAGCAGAUUUUGGUGUUAUAAGCAUUUGCUUCUUCUCUACAGAAACUCCCCUUAGAACCAAAGUUCCAAGAAUUCAGAGUAAAAGUACCAGCUGACUUUUAACAGAACUAGCCUAAUUUCAGUUAUGUUAAAGGCAGCUAUGGCCUCUCUAAGUAUGUGAUUUAUAAGCAGAUACCUAACAGCAUUCCUGUUUUAUGCUGGCAGCUGAUGGAUACCAUUCCUUAAGUGUACCGCCUCUCCUCUCUGGGUUAGUGGGAAUAGGGAUUGUUUAUUUCAUAAGCUAUGGUGAAAUUAGGAAACUGAGUAGUCAUGAAACCCAGCAGAAGUUGUGCACUGACUGGAGUUCCCGCUAUAAACAUGUUUUUUAACUCUCAAAUACCAUGUGUCCUCCAUGUUAGUAUUAGUUGGGUCCCUCCCUGCUGCUCAGACUGAAACAGGAGAAUAUCUCUCAUUUGAAAAACAGCUCCACCAACAAUCUCAUAAUGUCUGCCAGGGGAGUGAGGGAAGAAAAAACAGAAAGGUGGUUUUAUUUCUAAUGUAGGACAGAAAAACUGCCAGAAGUUAGGUGGAGCCAUGGAGAGCAGAUAAAAAUAUUCCACAGGAUCUUCACAGUAGUUAAGAAAAUUCACAUUCCAAUUCAGACGUCUCACAGCAACAUAUCCCGUGUCCCACUUCAAUUUUACUCUGGAGCUCUUCAGAGCAAAAUGAAAGUGGAAUACUAUACCUAUAGAAAAUAGUUAUUUCUGUAUAAUGAAUUGUGUUGCUGAUUACAGAAACUACUCUGAGGAAAAAGGAAAAUCUUCUGAACAGAUUUUAAAGGCUUGACAGUACUUGCAUUGUCAUAGUCCAUCAAAGCUUCAUCUGGAAACGAAUUUUUCAUCCUCCUUUACUCAUACUUCUAACAGGGCAAUCAAACCCCUGGACUGGCUUAGUGAUUUACAUUGAAUCAAGAUCAACUAACAAGUGCUCCUUUUUCCAGUGGAAUGCCACCUCCUUUGAGAAUGGGAAAAGUAAAUGUGACACUGUUCAUUGUUGUCUUGAGAACUUAAACUAUUUUAUACUGCAAGCUGUGAAUGCAGGAAGAGAACAGAAAUUAACAGUGCUGAUCUAAUCUUAGAUUUUCUGUGUAAACUGACAUUGUGCCAGGAUACUGAUGCAAAACUGUAUUUUAGUCUAAGAAAUGUAUAGAUUUUUUAAUGUAUCAAAAUAAAGUUUUCCUUUUAAGU
Camarhynchus parvulus is the source of this 11028-nucleotide messenger RNA. It is a transcript of the gene SLC44A1, whose product is annotated as solute carrier family 44 member 1. NCBI's taxonomy places the organism in Eukaryota, Metazoa, Chordata, Aves, Passeriformes, Thraupidae. Gene Ontology annotation, biological process: choline transport; transmembrane transport. The record is from RefSeq and is a predicted model, not a curated record. Gene Ontology annotation, molecular function: choline transmembrane transporter activity. The coding region runs from base 215 to 2353 and encodes 712 amino acids. The transcript has 15 exons. Gene Ontology annotation, cellular component: plasma membrane.